AUGUCCGGACUCAUCGACAAGGCCAAGGAGAAGAUGGGCAAGAGCAGCGGUGACGGCCAGCCCUCUUCCGUUGAGAAGACCGGCGACAACCAGCUCAACAAGCGUAAGACAUGAAUCACUUCAUUCUCGAGAUCACCACAUUCUAAUUGCUGUGGUAGAAAUCGACAACGCCACCGACAGAGCCGGUCUGGGCGACAAGUACGACGCCAAGAUCGACAAAGUCGCCGAUGAGCAGCUCAACAACCAGAUUCCUGGUGGCGCUGGAAAGAAGUGA
Lecanosticta acicola is the source of this 274-nucleotide messenger RNA. NCBI's taxonomy places the organism in Eukaryota, Fungi, Ascomycota, Dothideomycetes, Mycosphaerellales, Mycosphaerellaceae. The record is from the annotation of a GenBank genome assembly.